AUGAAGAAUAGACCUUGCUGGCUUGAGGAAGCUCGCUGUGGUCUUCCUUGCGGCAAGAAGCUCAAGUGCGGCACGCACACCUGCAGAAAGGAGUGUCAUCGCCCGGGUGAGUGUGAAGAUGCCGAAAUUCCUGGCUCUCAUUGCGCCCAGCCCUGCGGCAAGACGCGCAAGUCCUGCGAGCAUGCUUGCCAGGAUUCGUGCCACGCCCCUUACCAAUGCAAGGAAGACCGGCCAUGUCAAAGCAAGACCUUCAUUACCUGCGAAUGCCAAAACCGCAAGAAAGAGGUUAAGUGUCUCGCCACGAAGACGAACCCCACACCGGACCGUGACACCCUCAAAUGCGACGAUGAAUGCCUCCGUCUUCAACGUAACCAGCGCCUUGCCGCCGCUCUCAAUGUCGACCCGGACCACACUGACGACCACAUCCCCUACUCCGACACGACCCUCAAGCUCUUCCGCGAGCUCUCCCUUACGUGGGCCCAAAAUCAGGAACGCGAGUUCAGAGUCUUUGCCUCCGAGCCCUCCGAGAAGCGCCUCCGCUUCAAACCCAUGCCCAAAGCCCAGCGCGCCUUCAUACACAACCUCGCUGCGGACUUUGGCUUUGACUCAGAGAGCCAGGACCCGGAACCCCACCGCCACGUCUCAGUCUUCAAAACCCCGCGCUUUGUGUCCGCCCCGAAGAAGACACUCGCUCAGUGCGCCAAGAUCCGCGCCGACGCCGCCAAACUCACCGCCGCCCCGGCCGCAUCCUCCUCCGCGAACGCCUCCGCGGCACCGGAGCCCUUCAACGCCCUCCUCCUCACGGCACCGCGCUUCGGCCUCACGAUUGACGAGAUCGACUCCGCCCUUGCCACGCACCUGAAGUCCCACAACUCUCUCUCCUUCACAACCUCCUUCCUCCCGUCCGACGAGAUCCUGAUUCGCGCCGUACCCGUCACCUCCUGGGGCACCAGCCCCUCCGCCGUCGAAUCGACACUCUCUUCCCUCAAGCCCCUCGUCGCCCGCACGGUCACAAAGGAAGGCCUCGCCGCCGCAGCUCUCCUCGUGACCGCCGACGCCAACCUCAACGUCCUCCGUCGCGAGGGCGCCGCCGCCGCAGGUGCCGGGGGCUGGAACGCCGUCGUCGGACGCGCCGCGGCCCAGCGUAGGGUGUUCGGCCCCGCCAAGCCCGAGACGACGCGGCCCAGCAGCGGCUUCGUCAGCUUCUCCAAGCUUGCGAGGAAGAAGGUCGUCGAGGACUCCGUGGCGGACGAUUGGGAGGCUGCUGCGGAUGACGAGUGA
Colletotrichum chrysophilum is the source of this 1281-nucleotide messenger RNA. RefSeq lists its product as uncharacterized. Gene Ontology annotation, cellular component: nucleus. Gene Ontology annotation, biological process: negative regulation of transcription by RNA polymerase II. Lineage: Eukaryota; Fungi; Ascomycota; Sordariomycetes; Glomerellales; Glomerellaceae. The transcript is spliced from 3 exons. Gene Ontology annotation, molecular function: DNA-binding transcription factor activity, RNA polymerase II-specific; zinc ion binding; RNA polymerase II transcription regulatory region sequence-specific DNA binding. The record is from RefSeq and is a predicted model, not a curated record. The coding region runs from base 1 to 1281 and encodes 426 amino acids.